AAAAUAUUAACCGAUAUUAAUUGCAGACAUUAUUCGAAGAAUGCCCAAGGAAUGCAAUGUAUAUAACCCAAUAUAUAAUUCGUGAAUAGUAUAAUAUUUACACUUUCGAAGUAUAAAACAGUGAAUAUUUUGUGCCCGUCAAUCAAAUUUUUGUAUUUAAUUUAUUUUUUAUUACUUUUUUUUUUUUUUUUUUUUUUUAAUUUUAUUUUUUUCCACAUUAUCAUUUCAAUCCUUCCCUUUAAGGAAAGGAUAAUAGAAAACAAUUGUCUAAUUUAUUCGAAGUGUUUUAUCGAUCGUGUUUUUAUGAUCUCGCAUAGUGUAUUUUGUGCGUUAACGAUUGUUCCAAAGAAUUAAAUUAUUUCCUGGUUAUUUACUCGUCCAUCCGUUACUAUGGUUCAAUUACGGCGCCAGAUUUUGACUUAUGGGAAUUUUUUAAAUCAAUUUCAACUUAAUAUCAAACGAAAUUCAUCAUCUUUACAAAUUAAAGAUAAAAAAGUAAUACAACCAGAACGUUCUUUUAGGUAUACAGAUCUAUCAGUUCGUCUUGCAGGACCAGAACAAUUACAACCAAAACCUGAUGUUAGUGAUUUAGCAUUUGGUAAAUAUUUUACAGAUCAUAUAUUAAAAAUAUUUUAUCAUGAAACAUUAGGAGGAUGGCAAAGGCCAGAAAUUACUCCAUUUGAAAAUCUAGUUCUUCAUCCAGCAUCAAAAGUAUUUCAUUAUGCUAUAGAGUUGUUUGAAGGUUUGAAAGCUUACAGAGGAGUAGAUGGUAAAAUAAGAAUAUUUAGACCAGAAUUAAAUAUGGAACGAAUGAACAGUUCUGCAAUGAGAACUGGUUUACCUGUUUUUAUUGGUGAGGAAUUAAUUAAAUGUUUAUGUAGAUUAAUUAGUAUUGAUCAAGAAUGGGUACCUCAUUCUACUGCUUCUAGUCUUUACAUACGGCCAACAAUGAUAGGAAUAGAUCCUAUCCUUGGCGUUACAUCUUCUGAGUCUGCUUUACUUUAUGUUAUUUUAUCACCCGUGGGUUCUUAUUUUAAAAAAACAAAAAAAGACAUUGGGAUAUCUUUAUUAGCUGAUCCUCGAUACACAAGAGCAUGGCCAGGUGGUUGUGGUAACUAUAAAGUAGGCAGCAAUUAUGGUCCUACAGUAUAUGUACAAAAAGAAGCUAUAGAAAAAGGUUUACAACAAGUACUAUGGCUUUAUGGAGAUGAUAAUGAAUUAACUGAAGCUGGAACUAUGAAUGUGUUUAUAUUCAUUUUAAAUGAUGAUGGUGAGAAAGAAUUAAUAACACCACCAUUGACAAGUGGUUUGAUUCUUCCUGGAAUUAUAAGAAAUUCUAUUUUAGCAUUAAGUAAAAAGUGGAAUCAAUUUAAAGUUAGUGAAAGAAAGAUUUGUAUGGACGAAGUUUGUCAGUUACUUUCAGAAAAUCGAUUAUUGGAAAUAUUUGGGUCAGGAACAGCUUGUAUAAUUAGUCCCGUAUCUUACAUAGACUUUGUUGGACAACUAUUAUAUAUACCUACAAUGGAACAUUCUAAUCCUAUUUACAAAAUGCUUUUAAAGCAUUUAUCUGAUAUACAAUAUGGUGUUAUACAAGAUCACCCUUGGGCGAUACCUAUUGAAUGAAAAUAGAAUAAUUUAUUGGAUUAUUUACUAAAUAAUCGUAAAUAAAAGUGAUUUCAUAUCUAUACUACAAUUGGAAAUGAUGUAACUCUAGUGAUGAUUUUAUUGCUAGUUUUAUAUGAAUAUCAUUUCUAUUUAUUUAUAUGUAUGAUUUCUGAUCAAAAGAGCUUUUAAAGCGACUUCUUUUAGAAUUUAGAAGAAGCAAAUAUGUAUUAAAAAUUAAUCUCAGGGAAUAAUUGUUUAUUAUCGAAAACAAAAUAAUUGUUAAUACUGAAUUUUAAGAAUUGAUACGACGAGAGAGAGAGAGAGAAAAAAAAAUGUAUGAAAUUUGUUACAUAUUGAAUGAUAAUUUGUUGUGGUGAAAAGUGAGUUUUUCUAUAUGAAAAUAUAAUCAUAUGAUAUAUAUUUCUUAUAUUAUUUAUUUUUUA
This is a messenger RNA of Apis mellifera (honey bee), 2048 nucleotides long. RefSeq names its product branched-chain-amino-acid aminotransferase, cytosolic (gene Bcat). Gene Ontology annotation, cellular component: mitochondrion. The record is from RefSeq and is a predicted model, not a curated record. Gene Ontology annotation, molecular function: branched-chain-amino-acid:2-oxoglutarate transaminase activity. Bases 391 to 1623 code for a protein of 410 amino acids. The transcript is spliced from 7 exons. NCBI's taxonomy places the organism in Eukaryota, Metazoa, Arthropoda, Insecta, Hymenoptera, Apidae. Gene Ontology annotation, biological process: L-valine biosynthetic process; L-leucine biosynthetic process.